UUAACAUGGUGCUUUUCCCCAGAAAGAAGAGAACCAGCUUCGUGGGACGAGUUAAUCCUGAAGUUACCUCGAUAAGUGCAAAUCCCGCUUCGUAGUAGGGCCUAGCCCAAAGUUGAUGACAGAAAGAAUAGUUGACAAUCUUACACAAUCAAAAAAUAGCUGCGAUCAUGUCCUCAGUUCUGCAGAAGCUCAUCAGCCCUCAGGCCAGCGGCCCCGCUGAGCCGCCCAGGAACAAGGUGACGGUGGUCGGGGUGGGCCAGGUGGGAAUGGCCUGCGCAGUCAGCAUCCUGCUACGGGACCUGUGUGAUGAGCUGGCUCUCGUGGAUGUGAUGGAGGAUCGUCUGAAAGGGGAGAUGAUGGACCUGCAGCACGGCAGCCUCUUCCUCAAGACCUCCAAGAUAGUCGCAGACAAAGACUAUGCAGUGACUGCCAACUCCCGCCUGGUCGUGGUGACGGCCGGCGUUCGCCAGCAGGAAGGCGAGAGCCGCCUCAACCUGGUGCAGAGGAACGUCAACGUCUUCAAGUCCAUCAUCCCCCAGAUCGUCAAGCACAGCCCCAACUGCACGCUCAUCGUUGUCUCCAACCCUGUUGAUGUUCUCACCUAUGUCACCUGGAAGCUGAGUGGGCUGCCCAAGCACCGAGUUAUUGGCAGCGGCACCAACCUGGACUCAGCCCGCUUCCGUUACCUGAUGGCCGAACGCCUCGGUAUCCACGCAAGCUCCUUCAACGGCUGGGUGCUGGGCGAACACGGAGACACGAGUGUGCCUGUGUGGAGUGGCGCAAACGUGGCUGGAGUCAACCUGCAGAAGCUGAAUCCUGAGAUCGGCACAGAUGCUGAUAAAGAACAGUGGAAGGCCACGCACAAGGCUGUGGUGGACAGCGCCUAUGAAGUGAUCAAGUUGAAGGGUUACACCAACUGGGCCAUCGGCCUGAGCGUGGCCGACCUGACUGAGAGCAUUAUCAAGAACAUGAGCCGAGUGCACCCUGUCUCCACCAUGGUCAAGGACAUGUACGGCAUCGGCGACGAGGUCUUCCUGUCGCUGCCCUGCGUGCUGAACAGCACUGGCGUGAGCAGCGUCGUCAACAUGACCCUGACGGACGGUGAGGUGGCCCAGCUAAGGAAGAGCGCCGACACACUGUGGGGCAUCCAGAAGGACCUCCAGGACGUUUAAACAUGCCUGCACAUGUAGUACUCAAUCUCUGGUGCUGAGGCCAGCCGAAACGCACACACUCCGUUGAAUAAUGUCCCUCUGCCCCUCUUAGACUGUGUUGCUCUUAUUUCAAAGGAUAAUAUCAGUGUUUUUAAUAAAAGAAAACUGGGCCAUUGGGCCUGAUAUGAUAUGAUCUCAUAUCACCUGACACCUGCAAGUCUAAAAACACAAAAAAAUAGCACAUUUGCUCCCAAACGGCUUUUAUUUGGUGUUUGUAUGUUGAUGUUAGGAGAUGUAAGCGGACUUCUGUCUUGUGCUCUGAAUGGAUUCUUUUGUUUCAGCUGCUUUAGACCAGGAUCAAGCACAACCCUCAUUAGUGCCCCAGUCCUCUUCCUCUUCCGUUGCUUAAUUGUUCAGAGAAAGACCCUACAAGUUCAAAAGCACUCUUCUUCCUGUCGCCUUCGCCUGAAACUGGUAAAAGUGGAGGAGCAGACAGGCGACUGCACACUUAGCUCAUUGUGGAUCUGAAGCUUUUAUUCCCCUCUUGUUGGUAGCAAGAAAAUUCUGAACAUAAUUUUCUGACUGUCUGACCUUGUGUGUUGGAAACUUCAACAUGUAACUUAAUAAAGCAAACCGCAUGAAAAGUC
Scophthalmus maximus (turbot) is the source of this 1798-nucleotide messenger RNA. RefSeq names its product lactate dehydrogenase Ba (gene ldhba). The transcript has 8 exons. Gene Ontology annotation, molecular function: L-lactate dehydrogenase (NAD+) activity. Gene Ontology annotation, biological process: carboxylic acid metabolic process. The record is from RefSeq and is a predicted model, not a curated record. Lineage: Eukaryota; Metazoa; Chordata; Actinopteri; Pleuronectiformes; Scophthalmidae. Gene Ontology annotation, cellular component: cytoplasm. Bases 168 to 1172 code for a protein of 334 amino acids.